Molecule: messenger RNA, 1572 nt
Organism: Paramecium pentaurelia
Lineage: Eukaryota; Ciliophora; Oligohymenophorea; Peniculida; Parameciidae
Source: the annotation of a GenBank genome assembly
AUGAGAUCUAAACGCAAUGCUAGGUUUAUUACUAAUGACAAUUCAAAAGAUAAUAUUAUAGAUAGCAACAGAAAGCCUUCGCCUCCAAAAAUUUAUAUGAAUGCAUCUAACACAAAUCAAUUAAUAUCUGACAGUGUAUUUUAAAGGAAAGGAUUAAGUAUUCCAAAGGACUGUCUUGGAUUAGGAAAUAACUUUCAAUGUAAUAAAUUUAUAUAAUGUUAGAAAAGCUAUCUCUUCCUAAAAAAUAAACACCACGAAUGUUGAGUAAAAGUGGAAGAAGCAAUUAUGAUCAGGAGGUAUAUAAAUAGAUGAUAAUUAGUUAAGAGUCCUAAUUUAAUUAUAUAACCAAAGCAAGAACAAGGUAUGGAAAUAGAAUGUCUGUCUCCAAUAUAAUAAUAUACAGAUAUUAAACUUCCAUUUUUUAGUUCUCAGACAGCAUCUAAAAAAGAACAGACAACAAGAAGAGUUAUAAAGGAUGCUUCACUCAAUAAUAGCUAAUUUACUUAAAGAGAAUCACAAAUGAAAUCAUCAGAUAAAUCAAAAAUUAAUAAAAUUAGAAAAACUAAUUAUCAUUAACAAUAGGAAAUCAAUCCUCAAUACCAGGUAUAUGAGUUUAAUCAAGAACUCAAAGCUCUAAGAGUAAAAAGAACAGAAUCAUUUGAAUGGUUAUAAGAAGAUUCAUAAGGUUUAGAGGAAUCUUCUUUUAAUUAAUUCAAGCAAAUAAACUUAGGAACUUAUUAUAUGGAUAAUUUAAGGAAGUAUCUCAAAGGAUUAAAUUUAGAAGGAUUAUAUGCUCAAUUAUAUAUUAAUCAUUUUGUUCAACAGUUUCACAGUUUAUAAUUAAGUAAACAAUUUCUUUAACCUGAUAUUAAGGAAAUAGAGCAUCGUUGCAUAUAAUUAUAAUAAAUUAGUAAUUUAUAUAAUGAUUAAUUAGAAAAGCAAAAAACCUUGGUUCUUGAUUUAGAUGAAACAUUAAUACAUUGUAAUGAAUAACCAUAAAUGAAAUUUGAUUUUAAGGUUCCUAUCUAAAUGCCAAAUGGACAGAUUCAUGAAGUAUAUUAAACUAUAUUAAAAAGGCAGGAAUUAGUGUGAGACCAUUUGCUCAGUAAUUUUUAUAAGAAUGUUCAAAGCAUUUCGAAGUUAUGAUUUUCACAGCUUCUCACCCUUUAUAUGCUGACAAGAUUAUUGAUAAAUUAGAUCCAACAAAAAAAUGGGUCACUUGUAGAUUAUAUAGAGAACAUUGUAUAUAAACAUAAUAGGGUAUCUAUGUAAAAGAUUUGAGAAUUUUGAAUAGAAAUCUCAAAGAUGUUGUAUUGAUUGAUAAUGCUGCUUAUUCUUAUGCUUACUAAAUUGAUAAUGGUAUUCCAAUUAUACCUUAUAUUGAUAAUGCAAAGGACAAUGUAUAAAUUAUUUAUAUAAAAUAUAUAGGAGUUAAUUGGUGUAAUUGAUUAUCUAAAAGUCUUAUUAUAAAUUGAAGAUGCAAGAGAGAUAAAUGCUAAAACAUUUUUCUUAAAGUAAAUCUAACAAUGUCAAAGUCUUGAUGAAGCUAUGAAACUUCUGUUAGUGAUAUGA